AUGAAUUCAAGUUCCAGUAGCAAAUCAAAUAAAUUGGGAGGUCAGUAAUACUAUCAUCAAGAAAAGCAUUAUAAAAACGCUGAAUAAGAAGAUUCUAAUUCCUCUCUUGAAAACAAAUCAAAAGGCGGCUAAAAAUAUAAAAGAAAAUAAGUUGAAAUAAAGCUAUUUGUAGGCCAAAUCCCUAAAACAUGGGAAGAGAAUGAUUUGAAAACAUUUUUUGAGAAGUAUGGUGAAAUUGUGAAAGUUUAAGUAAUCAGAGACAAAAAUAAUUAGCACAAAGGGUGUGCUUUUGUUGUUUUUGCCUCUAUUUUAUGCGCCAAUAUUGCAAUUGAAGCUCUCAAAGCAACUAAAUUGCCUGGAAUGUAAAACAACAUACAGGUUAAGUGGGCUGAUAAUGAGCCUGAUAGGCUAGGAAUCAGACAAGACCAAGACUAUGUCUUAUAUGUAGCUCAUAUUCCUAAAAAUGCAUCAGAGCCUGAAAUAAGAAAUGUUUUUGAAAACUAUGGAAUUGUUAAAGAAGUUGAUAUCCCUAAAGAUUAAUCUGGAACAAGCAGAGGAUUUGUUUUUGUGAAAUUUGAAAAUAUUGAACAAGCUAUUUUAGCCAAAUAGGCUCUCCAUGAAAAAUAAGUUUUAAAUAAUCAAACACAGUCCUUAGUGGUCAAGUUUUAUGAUCCUAAAAAGAAAUAAACUCAAGGAAAUUAAGGACCAUAGUAAGGUCAAUCUGGCAAUUCUUCAAACAAUUACAACAACAAUGGACAGGGAUAGCCUCAUCACUCAAAUAGGGAUAACUAAGGACAGUCUAAUUAUUAUCCAUCUUCUUCAUAGCCUUAAAUGUACUCAUAAGGUUAAUAGCCUAACCAAAGAAACUCUGACAAUUAUAAUUACCAAAGAGAAUAGCACUCUAAUUAUAACUAAGGAAGCUAGUCAUAAGGAUAUAGAGGAGGAUAAGGAAAUUAUCACGGGCAUCAUGAAAGCAAAGGGUCCUAUAACUAAAAUAAUUAAAAUUACCCAAGAGAAAGUGCCAAUUUAAACAACAGUGAACAUUAUGAUUAGCCAAGCUAGUCGUUCGAUAGCUUCUAAAGUCACUCUUCUAAUUUUAGAGAGUAAUAUGGCAAUCAAAAUCUCCAAUAAUCAUAACAUAAUAACGGUUAUCCUCACCAUAAUCGUAACAACAACAGCAACAACAAUAACAGUAAUAAUAGCAGCAACAAUAACUUUUAGUAUAGCAGUAGCUACCCCUCUAAUUAGCCUGCUGGAAAUAAUUUGAGCAAUUAGCAAUUUAAUUAAACUUAUAAUAACAGCAACUAGAGUAAUGACUAUAACUACCAAAACCCUUAGUAAAACGACUAUGUUCCUCCACCACAAGGACAAAAUAACUUUUAGUUUAAUGAUUAUUAACAGCAGCAUCACAGUAAUAAUAAUGGACCUGUUCCAAAUAGUGCUAAUAAUAAUUAAAUUUAAUAGUUUAAUCCAUACUAUAAUAACGAAAAUUUUGAUAACUAUAACAAUCCUUAGAUUCACAACGAAUAGCCCAGCUUUACUCCAAAUUAACCUCCAUAAUAAAUACCUUAACAUGAAAUAAAUUAACCUCCAUUAUUCAAUAUGCCAUAAUAAUAACAACAACCAAUAAACCCAUAGCCUUCAUUAGACAUUUCUUAGCCUAGUAGUGGUUACUAAGAGCCAAUCCCUGCUGUAGAACCUAAUUAAUAGCCAAUUUAACAAAAAGCCUAUAUUAAGUAUUACACUGAUGACAAAGUCCCUUAUUACUAUGAUACUCAAACUUAAUCUACAUCAUAUGACUAACCUCCUUUAGGAUCGAUAAUAUAUAAUCCAGAUGGAACACAAGAACAUGUAUAACCAGAAAGCAUCGAACAACUGCAAAAAUUUUAACAAGAAACAGGAUUAGCAGAAAAUAAAGAACUUGAAAUUUUAUCCUAAAAAACAACAGGACCUCCAGGAGCUAAUUUAUUCAUUUUCCAUCUUCCAAACGACUACCGUGAUUCAGAUCUUUUAAGACUCUUCAAAAAAUUCGGUGAUUUGCUCUCCGCAAGAGUUAUCACACGUCCUGAUGGUUCUAGCAAAGGCUAUGGUUUUGUAAGUUAUACAAGCCCAGAUGGUGCUCAACAAGCUAUACAGUAAAUGAAUGGCCUAUAAGUUGGAAGUAAAUAAAAAUUAAAGUAUGAGUUUUAAAUUAAAUAUAAUUUACAUUAAAUAGAGAAAAAGCUAAAAGUAGAAGUAAAAAAAGGUCAAGGUGAUGGAGAUUUACCACCUAGUCUUAGUUAAAAUGGAUAUUAACCCUUUUGA
Messenger RNA from Tetrahymena thermophila SB210, 2304 nucleotides. RefSeq names its product RNA recognition motif protein. The transcript is spliced from 11 exons. Lineage: Eukaryota; Ciliophora; Oligohymenophorea; Hymenostomatida; Tetrahymenidae. Gene Ontology annotation, molecular function: RNA binding. The record is from RefSeq and is a predicted model, not a curated record.